Stylophora pistillata is the source of this 5707-nucleotide messenger RNA. RefSeq lists its product as uncharacterized. NCBI's taxonomy places the organism in Eukaryota, Metazoa, Cnidaria, Anthozoa, Scleractinia, Pocilloporidae. Gene Ontology annotation, molecular function: protein binding. The record is from RefSeq and is a predicted model, not a curated record.
AUGGUGAGUUUUACAAAGGCGAACGGAAUUUUAUCUGUGCCUUUUCAGUUGUUUAUGGCAAAGGAAAAUGCUGGAUCAGAAAAAAAUGCUGCAGCAGAAAGUAACGCUACCCAAGGAAAAAAAGCUGCGAGGCCGCUGUUUGCGGUAAAGCAAAAUGCUGGACCAGAAAAAAAUGCUGCACCAGAAAGUAACGCUGCCCCAGGAAAAAAUGCUGCAAUGUUACCAUUACUUCAAGAACCAACGAGAGAUCCAUAUAAAGAUGGUUGGUCUCUUGCGAGAAACUCAAGAGGCGUUACAGGAUCUAUUCCGUCUAACUAUGUUGAAAAAAAGGACCUUUCGACAAGUCAUGAAACGAAUGGUUCAAGUAAAGAGACGAAAACAAAAAAGCAAAUCAAGCAAGAAUGGGAAAGGAAAUUAGAUGAGGAAGAGGAGAGAAGGGAGGAAGAAGCGUGGAAAGGUUUGAAGCUGCAGGCCGAACUUUGCCGACGUCGGGAUCAGUUGUUCGAUUACAAAUUUGGCGACAAGAUAGGGCUUGAUAAUUUCUCUGGAUUAAAUAUCGAUGAUGUAAUCCAACUAAGGAUCGGUGUGUUUGGCCCCUCGGGUUCUGGGAAGAGUUGGUUUAUCAAUACAUGUGAACGAGCAAUUAGGGAGACAGAAAAGGGAACUGCCACAGAAGGUAACACUGGAAAGGAAGAGACAGUUAUGCUCGAGGAUUACCUGCCUGAGAUGUUCUUCCAUUUGACAGACACCAGGGGUUUCUUCGAUUAUCACUCCACAGAGUUAGUCGCAUUUGAGAAUAUCUUGAAUGGAAAACUGCAGCCGAGCGAUAUCAUUUAUCUCCAACAAUCAAACCCGAAUAGACAAAAGUUUCAUCAGUCCCCUACAUUUGGACAGAGAAUGCAUGGAGUGAUCUUUGUUCUAUACGCAAACGACCCUAGAUUGAAAGACGGGGCAAUGAAGGACCAUUUAGAGCCAUUCAGAGGUGUCCUGCGAAAAAACGGUAUUGUUCCUGUAACUGUUGUUAGUCUGAUGGAUAGACUUCAUAGCAUAGAAGACUACCGAGAAAACCUCCUGAAUGCAUCAGAAGCCACAGGAAGUUCCCUCAGUCACACUUUCUGGAUGCCUACCUACCCCACAAGAAACACACCAUGUAACCUUGCAAUCGUGCGCAGCUCAUUUGACAUAUUGGACAUCGUGUUGGCAAGUGCUGAAAAUAUGGUUAAGUUCUGGAAACUAAAAGAAGUUUCGUUGGAGGUUUUCCUUCGCUUGCUUCAAAAAAAGUACCAGUUGCUAACGAGUAGCAUAGACGAGGUCUUGAGUCAGCUGGCUGAGGAAGACAUAACGAGUGUGUGCUUGUUAGAGUUGGGCUGGGAGGAAAUCAAACACUUUUUUUCGCCACAUGUUAGAGGAAUUAUUGAGCAGGAGCUCAAAAUACUCUCUGAGGAAAUGGAAGACAUUCCACCGCAUAUUCUUGCACGAGGCCCUUCGGCUUUGAAAGCCUACAAGAAGGCCAUUGCUGAAGGGAAGACCUUUGUCAGGAGAGUACCCAUUAUGUUAAUUGGACAGGACCGUUCGGGAAAGACCAGCUUGAAAAGAUCCCUUAGGGGACAAAUUUUUGACGAAGAUGAAAAUAGCACCGUUGGUGUAACUGUCGAUCCUUCUUAUUUUAAAGUUUCCCACGAUGUAUGGAAAGUGGGAGAGAAGGACGAAGGAGUGAAUUCAGGGACAACUUUCUCGUAUGAGUACCAAGCCGCGCGUUUGACAGUGGAAAAUCUGAAUGAGGAACAAGAAUUCAUGUUUCCGCAAAAUCUUGAGGAGGACAUGCUAAUUAAAGAGACUCUUCCAAUCAAAAAGCUUUCAGGAUUUAAAGAAAGUCGUGCCCCUUCAAUUCCCUCGUCACAACGUGUUCCAGUGAAAACUGAACGCGCAGAAGAAAGAAUCCCUGACACUCAUUCCGUAUCCUCAGGUUCGGUGUUAACUCCUGAAAUUAGCCAUGACUUGUCCCUUGACCCUGCCGAUGUCCCAAUGAAAAACUGGGAAUCCUCCGACUUGUCUCAAGUUAAAAUUACCGGAGAAAAACGAGGUGGUGACAGCAUAAAAGACAUGCCAGCUGAUGUAGCAAGUAUAAUUGAAAUGUUGCUGCAGAGCGAGGAUAUAACGAAAUGCGAAGAAGACGUUUUUUCAGUAUUGUGGGAUUUUGGCGGACAAACAGUUUAUCAUGCAACACACCCUCUCUUCCUUACUUCAAACGCAAUUUUUCUUUUAGUCAGCGACCUGAGCCGGAAUCCAUUUGAAAAAGUCAAAUCGCCGAAGCAGGGAAUGUUCACGGAGUUGGAGGAUAGCCAUUCCCUAAAGACCAAUAUGGAUUACCUCGAUUUCUGGAUGUCCUCCGUAGCUUCCCUAGCCAUUCAGGAUGAAGGCAAUCCGGUGGUUACACAAUCUGAUGUGUUACCUGAGAAGCUCCCCCCCGUUUUUUUAGUAUGCACUCAUGCUGACAUGCCUCAUGAUCGACGUGGUCCAAAAGUACAAGCUGGAAUGGUAUUUGGUCACCUACAAAACAAACCAUAUAACGUCCAUUUGUAUGAUGACGUCUUUGUUGUGGAUAACACCAAGUCUGGUCAUGAGUCGGAGUGCCCAGAAGUAGUGCGCCUGCGCAAAGAAGUGCUUGCUGUCGCUAAGAAACUACCACAGGCAAAACAAGCCGUUCCAAUCAGGUGGCUGAAAUUUGAAAAAGCAAUUCAAACCACGAAAGAAGAAGGCCGCAAAUGGAUACCCCUUCAAAGUGCGAAAGAUAUUGCUAGUGAUGUGUGCGAUAUUGUUGACGAUGACGAAUUCAGUGCAUUACUAAACUUUUUACACGACCAGAGGAUUUUAAUUCACUUUGAUGACACCCCGAAUCUUAACAAAAUGGUGGUCUUGGACGUUCAGUGGUUGAUUGAUGUGCUUAAGGAGGUAAUAACUGUAAGGCCAUACGAUGGCAAAGAGAAGAAGUUUAAAGACCUAUGGAAGAAGCUUGAAAAAGAAGGGGUCUUGGAGGAAGAUCUUUUAGAACAUGUUUGGGGCUCCAGUUAUGACGAUGGAGAAACCCGUGAGAGUCUUGUAGCGAUUAUGGAGAAAUUCAGCUUGCUUUGCCCUUUACCUUCAUCUGAUGGAUCGUGCAGUAGGACGUAUCUGGUACCCUCCAUGCUGAUGUCACACCCACCAGAGGAUGUACUGGAGCUAGUUGCAUCUGCAGAAGCUCCUCCUCUUUUUCUUCGCUUUGAGUCUGGACAAGUUCCAUCUGGCCUAUUUUGUCGAUUGGUGCUGCAACUGUUUCAGUGGUGCAAACAAGAAUAUGCAAGCCCAGAGUACCCUCAGCUGUAUCUUAAUUUUGCUCGAUUUUACAAUUCUGAAGAAGGAAACUGCUCUGUCAUUCUCCUGUGCCGUAUGUCGUCUAUUGAAGUUGUUGUCCACAGAGGUAGUUCCAGUAAUUGGGAAACACACAGAUCAAAGUCAAAGACGACUUCGCCUCUUCACAACAACGAUGACACCUUUGCUUGUGCAGUGCUUAGGCAGUUGGAGCUGAUGCUUGAGUCCAUGCGAAUAGAGUUUUGGUGGCUUCAGAAUAUGAAGUAUGCAGUGCAGUUCCUAUGCCCUGUUUGUUGUCCAGGAGGUGCAGUCAGUUACUGCCGCACACAUCUUUCAAAGGGCUGCAAGCAAGAUGAAUGCCUCCAUUUCUGGUCCAAGUCUGAGUUGUGCAGAAAUAUGAAGAACAUUUGUUGCACCCGCUCUGCAACUGCCAAGUCUAACAGCAUUUCGCUAAAAUACUUCGAGGCUUGGUUUCGUUCCAAGAGAAAUCAGCAACCCACAUGUAGUGAAGAUGAUGAUGGGAGUUUAGCUUCGUCGGAUGCUACGCAACUCUGCUUGACUCGAGAACGCGUUGGCGAAGAUAUAACUCCACAAAUGAAAGAGGUUCUUCAGUUGGAGGGAACUUGCUUUGGAACACCGAUCUCUGAUUCAAAAAGGGAGCAAGCGCUGGCUACUUCAAAUAAAACUACCGAAGUUUUCCUACCUGAAAAUGUUCAGCAAUCCCUUCUGAUACCGUCGCGGGAUGCCAAAGAGGUUGUUUUUCAACUGAAGGAAAACCUGCAACUGGACCAAGACUUUCUGGAGCGGCCAGACCUCGAAACUACGAAACUAAUCCGUAGUCUGGCCCAAAAAGCGAAGGAAUUUAAGAGGCUUGAUGUCUUUAAACUUUUAAAAGAAAUUGCACCGGCUGGAACUACUGGUCCUUUGUUGCCUGAAAACCUUCCUGUCCAAAAUAUACCGUUCGCUAAAGCAAGGGAACUUACAAUCAAUUUAUCUGGUGGCGAUGAAUGGAUGGGGGUUGUUGAAGGGCUGGGACUGACUCCACAAGAAAUUCGUUUUCUUGACAAGCGUACACUGAACCCAAUGGCAGCAGCUCUGUCUUUUAUCGUCAAGCGGCGCCACUUAAGCGUGGAUGAGCUGUACGAAUUGUUGAUUGAACAAGGGUUUCCCAAGAUGGCUGAUCUUCUGUAGGAAGCUGACCUCGUGCAAGUACCCGUUAAACCUUAAGAUCGCCUUUUCAAUAGAUUGUGAUGAACCUGACAGGCAUCCGAUGUAUUACAGGAUGUUCUAUCCAAUUACACUUUUAGGGAGUUUUUCUAUUCCAUUUAAUGUAUUGUCUGCUAGACAUUAUAGAUUUUUAAUGAUUUGCACAGCCCUACUCGUUUAUCAUGGCCUUAUCGCGUUCAUUGCAACGAAAAUUUUAAGUAAAGUACAUUUUUGACAAUAUGAUGCAACAAGUUAUAGAUGCAAAAUAUUUAAUAGUUUCCACUUUGCAUUUUUCCUUUUUCACAAACACGAUCAUUUAGAUUAGCAUAGUAGUUAGAUCAGGAAUAACAAAUCUUGAUUGAUUGUUUCAUUCGUAGUAAAUCACAAAAGGAGAUCGAGAGUUAAAGUAAAAUUUUUUAUUCAAAUUUCUCGUGAGUUUUGAAUCCUUGUAACGGAGCAAGAAAAACGCGCGCAAUUAAUUUGAAACGGAGAAAUUUGACGCGAGAUCGACAGUUUUUGAACUUGUCACGAGUAAUUAUAAGUUUCCAGGCUAUCUUUUCCUUAUAUUCACCGUCCUGUGGACAGUGUAUUAAGUACCUAUUAGACAUCAAGUGUGGGCUUCAUUGUGUUUAAGGUAAAGUUUGGUAAAAUGCAUGUUUUUGAGAGUGCUCUCUUUCUAUAUUCAGGGCGUAAUGAGCACAUGGUAAAAAUAAAAAAAAAAACAAAAAAAAAAACUUCACUACCGAGGCUCUCAAAUAUUUUGGCACUUCUCUUAGAAUGUUGAAGAUAUAAAGUAGUCGUAAUCCCGAAAGCGGCUUAAUCGCAUAUUUCGUAUAAUAGAGCCACUUAAAUGCCAAAUAUAAAAUGAAGUAUGAAAUUCCAGAAAGAAAUGUUGUUCUCAGAGGCAAUAAUGGGAGCUAAUACACUAGAUGUUUAAUCAACAUUUUCGCUCGAAGUUUUACCUGCUGUAUUCAGAGUUUUCAAACAUCAAGGUUCACCCGUUUUGUUUUCAAAUCUUAGAUGGCUCUGAAUUUCGGAAUGUCUUGAAAGUUUCUUAGAAAGUAAUACUCAGUUCUACUUCAAUAUGAUGAAUAUAUGAAGUUCAUAUAUUUUGAACUGCGGCUAAAGAUACGUAUGAUGCACGAUCCUUGCA